CGGUUGUCAGAAUCCUCAUGUUAUUCGCUAUAAAAACGGCUUGCUAGAAACUGCGCUUGACGUUGAACACAACGUUCUCUGUCAAAGUCGAAUUAAAUUCGAAGUGUUUGGGUUUUUUGUUAUCGUUUUGUUGUAAAUUGUAACUCUUCGGUUUUCGGGUAAAUAAAAUUUUUGUGUGUAAUGAUGCCAGCAGAUCAAGAAUUAAAUCAAGUAUUGGUGAGGAGACAAGAAAUUAACGAAGCUUUGGAUAAUGGCAAUGAAAUUAAAAUCAAGUACAGAGUUGUUAAUGUUUACACAGAGUUUAAGGAGUUUACUAGGAAGGAAAUUAAGAAAUAUGAAGAUACAUUCAAAAAAUUCAAUACAAACAAAGAUGGUUACCUAAGCAUAGACGAAUUAAAGAGAAUGAUGGAAGUGUUAGGCGCCCCUCAAACCCACCUCGGCCUCAAGGCGAUGAUCAAGGAAGUGGACGAAGAUGAUGACGGUCGCCUCUCCUUCCACGAGUUCAUGUUGGUGUUCCGCAAAGCCCGCGCUGGAGAACUCGACGAAGAAUCCGGAUUGGCACAGCUAGCUAAAUUGACCGAGAUAGAUGUUGACAAAGUUGGAGUUAAUGGAGCUAAAGAAUUUUUUGAAGCCAAGAUCGGGGAAUUAGCGAAAAAAGGCAAGUUUGAAGAUGAGAUUCGUCAAGAGCAAGAAGAAAGGAAACGUAUUGAAGAAGAAAAAGCUGUACGAAAACAACAUUUUCUCGAGAAAGCAGCGAUUUUCAAAUAAAUUGAAUACCUACUCAUUUUAAUUAUUAAAUACUACCACGACUUCGUUCUAUCGCAUAUUUUAAUUUUUAGAGCAUUUAAGUAAUAAUAACCUACCUGAAUUAUAAAUUUAUUUGUAUAUAAAAGCCUAUAUAGUAUAUAGGAGUU
Psylliodes chrysocephalus is the source of this 914-nucleotide messenger RNA. The record is from the annotation of a GenBank genome assembly. Lineage: Eukaryota; Metazoa; Arthropoda; Insecta; Coleoptera; Chrysomelidae.